Messenger RNA from Hemibagrus wyckioides, 5742 nucleotides. It is a transcript of the gene uggt2, whose product is annotated as UDP-glucose glycoprotein glucosyltransferase 2. The transcript has 41 exons. The coding region runs from base 113 to 4726 and encodes 1537 amino acids. Gene Ontology annotation, molecular function: UDP-glucose:glycoprotein glucosyltransferase activity. Gene Ontology annotation, cellular component: endoplasmic reticulum. The record is from RefSeq and is a predicted model, not a curated record. NCBI's taxonomy places the organism in Eukaryota, Metazoa, Chordata, Actinopteri, Siluriformes, Bagridae.
AAAGUGGAAUUCUCUAAAAAUUGCCUAUUUGUGUUUUGUUUAUCGCCCGAAUUUCUUUCCAAGGCAGUUGUAACCGUCCGCCGACUAACUCUUAAAGUCGCAGGACCCCUGAAUGGCGGCCUCCAGUAAAACCAGGCAUCAGAUGAUGAGGGUCCUCAGCUUGCUGCUUGUCCUGAUGCAAUUGCAGCAUGCACACUCGGCAUCGAAGGGAGUCACGGCCAGUCUAAAGGCCAAGUGGCCCAUAACUCCGCUUUUACUGGAGACGAGUGAGUUCAUCAGUGAAGGUGGAGAUGACAAGUUUUGGCAGUUUGUUGAUACUGUGAAGGAGUUAACGGUGUAUAAACAUGGAGAAUCGGUCCGAUCGUACUAUAACCUGAUCAUUAAAAAAGCCGGUCAGUUCCUGAGUGAUCUCCAGGUCAGCCUUCUGAAGUUCUCGCUGUCGCUCAGAGCCUACUCACCUGCUGUACAUGCAUUCCAACAGAUUGCCAGUGACGAGCCACCACCAGAAUCCUGCACUGCAUUCGUCUCUGUCCAUGGCCUACACGCCUGCAGCACCAAGGAAAUGAAGAAGUUCCUGAAAGGGGCAACAGGCAGGCCAAAGCCGUACUUGUAUAAGAACGAUCACAAGUAUCCAGGGGUCAAUGGGACAGAUCUUCCAGUUGCCAUACUUUACGCAGAAAUCGGCACCAAAAAGUUCAACACCUUCCAUAAGGUUCUUUCUGAGAAGGCAGCAGAGGGGAAGCUGAUCUAUGUGCUGCGCCAUUUUGUUGCUGAGCCAAAGAAGCAGCACAUGCUGCUGUCUGGAUAUGGUGUGGAGCUGGCCAUUAAAAAUACCGAGUACAAAGCUGUGGAUGACACACAAGUUAAAGAUUCAAAAUCAGCAGCCACUGUUGAAGAGGAUGACACAGAUGACAUCCAGGGCUUUUUAUUUGGAAACUUAAGGGAGUCUCAUCCAGAACUGCAGGAACAAUUAGGGGAACUGAGGAGGCAUCUGUUGGAGAGCACGAACGACAUGGCGCCUCUCAAAGUGUGGGAGCUGCAAGACCUGAGUUUCCAAGCAGCGACCCGGAUCGUGACAGUGCCGAAGUUUGAUUCCCUCAAACUGAUGCGAGAUCUCAGUCAAAAUUUCCCCAGCAAAGCAAGAUCACUGACCAGAGUGCCUGUAAACCAAGAAAUGAGGAAAGAAAUUGAGGAGAACCAAAAGCGACUGAGCAAAUCUCUGGGAAUCAAACCUGGUGAUGCUAGUCUCUACAUUAACGGGAUGCACAUCGAUCUGGACCUUCAUAACCCCUUCAGCAUACUGGACAUUAUCCGAGGAGAAGCAAAGCUUCUAGAGGGGCUUCAUAACCUUGGAAUCACGGGCACAACCCUAGGCAAAUUUCUGCGCCUUCCUGUGACCACUGUGGAGGACAGCUAUGCCCUGGACAUCCAACAUACUGCUAUUAUGUGGGUUAAUGAUAUUGAGACAGACUCCAUGUACCGGAACUGGCCCUCCAGCAUUCAGGAGCUGCUCAGAGCCACAUUUCCUGGCGUGAUUCGACAAAUCCGCCGGAACUUCUUCAAUUUGGUUCUGUUUCUGGACCCAGUUCAGGAGGACAGCAUUGAACUUGUCAAAUUAGCCGAGCUCUUUUACAAACACAAGAUUCCUCUCAGGAUUGGAUUUGUCUUUGUUGUUAAUACUGAUGAAAAGGUGGAUGGUUACUCAGAUGCCGGUGUUGCUUUCGUCAGAGUGUUUAACUAUAUUACAGAGGAGUAUGACAUAACCCAGGCUUUCUUAUCCAUGGUGUCUAUGUAUAACAAAGUAGAUGUUGGAGAUUCCUUAUCGGUUGAGACUGUGACAGCAUAUCUGAAGAAGAAAUUUCCAAAAGCUAAUGCUGCCAAAAUUCUUGGGGUGGACUCAGCCUAUGAUGAUAAAAGAAAGGCUGGGGCAGUUUUCUACAGAAAGAGCGGGCUGGGCGCUCUUCCCGUGGGGCUGUUUAACGGGGUUCCACUCAGCGCCGAGGAGAUGGACCCAGACGAGUUGGAAACCAUUCUGCUCCAGCACAUCAUGGAUGCAACUAACGUCUUCCAGAGAGCCGUCUUCAUGGGUCAGAUCUCUGAAGGUACAGAUGUGGUGGACUUCUUAAUGGAGCAGCCUAAUGUAGUGCCACGCAUUAACCCUCUUAUCCUAAGCUCAGACAGGAGAUAUCUGGACUUCACCGCAUCUCCAGUUACCGAUGACUGGGAUGAUCCAGCAAUGUUCUCAUUUCUGGACUCCAAGGACAAGACAGCUGUUAUCUCGAAGAGAAUGAAGUAUUUAACAAAGCAUGAAGACGAGAUGGUGUACGGAGUGACCAUUUGGAUUGUUGCAGAUCUUGAGCAAGUCUCUGGAAGGCAGAUUCUGCUAAAUGCAUUAAAACAUAUGAAGUCCAGUAGUUCCAGUAGCCGUGUCAGUGUGAUUAAUAACCCUAGUGACCAACCCACAGAAGACAACAGCGGCUUAUACAGAGCCAUCUGGGCCUCCUUUCUCACACAAAGCACCAAGAGUACCCUCGAUUUCACCCUGAAGCUUCUCAAAGAAGAGACUGUACAACUCCUCACACAGGGCACCAAGAUUAAAGAUCUACUCUUAAAGGGCAUGGACCAGGAUACCUUUGAGAAGAAGUUCAACACUAUGGAGUUGGGCUUUUUGCACAGCCAGCAGAGGUUCUGUCAGGAGGUACUGAAGGUGAAGGCAGGGCAGGCGGCUGUGGUCAGCAAUGGCAGGGUCCUGGGUCCGUUUGCAGAAGAGGAGGAGUUCAGCACGGAUGACUUCCACUUGCUGGAGAAACUCACGCUCAGCACCUCGGCAGAGAAGAUCAAGGCUAAAGUGAAGCAAAUGAGCCUGACACCCAAAAAUACAUGUGAUCUUAUUAUGAAAGUGGAUGCUCUCCUCUCAGCUGCUCCCAAAACAGAGCCCAGGAAGGAUAUCAAAUUUCUGAAAGACAAACACAGUGUUUUGCACCUUUCCCCACGGGAAGAUGAGGUGUUUUUUGAUGUGGUUGCAACUGUGGAUCCGCUCACGAGGGAUGCUCAGAAGUUAGCUCCGUUAUUGAUCGUACUUGGUCAGGUGGUAAAUGUGAGGGUUCAGUUGUUCAUGAACUGCAGAGCCAAGCUGUCAGAGAUGCCCCUGAAGAGCUUCUACCGUUUUGUUAUGGAAGCUGAUGUGGCUUUCUUUGGGAAUGACACACUGUCUCCAGGGCCGAUGGCUCGCUUCACUGAGAUCCCAGAAUCCCCAUUGCUUACACUGAACAUGAUCACACCUGAGAGCUGGAUGGUGGAAGCGGUCCAGAGUCCAUAUGACCUGGACAACAUUCACCUACAAGAGGUCAGUGGUGUGGUAAACGCAGAGUACGAACUGGAGUAUCUGCUGCUAGAGGGCCACUGCUUCGACCUGUCCACAGGUCAACCUCCACGAGGACUGCAGUUUACACUGGGCAUGAAGCAGGAGCCGCUCAUGCAUGAUACUAUUGUCAUGGCCAACCUGGGAUACUUCCAGCUGAAGGCUAACCCUGGUGCCUGGAUCCUGAGGUUGCGCAAGGGACGUUCGGAAGACAUUUAUCAGAUACAAGCGCACGAUGGAACGGACUCACCUGCAGAUGCCGGAGAUGUGAUCGUGAUGCUCAACAGCUUUCACAGCAAGAUCAUCAAAGUCAGAGUUCAAAAAAAGCCGGACAAAUACAGUGAAGAUCUUCUGAGUGAAUCUACAGAAAGCAAAGGCCUGUGGGACUCGAUUACCAGUGUGUGGAGUACUUUGGAGAAAAGUUUAACCGGCGGCUCCAGUGCUGAAGAAGGAGAUACGAAGAAGGAGGACGUGCUCAACAUCUUUUCAGUGGCGUCUGGACAUCUAUAUGAGCGCUUCCUGAGAAUAAUGAUGCUGUCUGUCCUCCAACACACCAAAACCCCCAUUAAGUUUUGGUUCCUGAAAAAUUACCUCUCUCCUUCUUUUAAGGAGUCCAUUCCCCACAUGGCUGAAGCCUACGGUUUCCAGUAUGAACUGGUGCAGUAUAAGUGGCCACGCUGGUUGCAUCAGCAGACAGAGAAACAGCGCAUUAUCUGGGGCUACAAGAUUCUUUUCCUGGAUGUUCUUUUCCCUCUAGCAGUGGAUAAGAUCAUCUUUGUGGACGCUGAUCAGAUUGUCAGGGCAGAUCUGAAAGAGCUGAGGGACUUGGACUUGGAGGGAGCUCCCUAUGGAUAUACACCGUUCUGUGACAGCCGACGUGAAAUGGACGGUUACCGGUUCUGGAAGACUGGUUACUGGGCGUCCCAUUUGGGUCACAGGAAAUACCACAUCAGCGCGCUGUAUGUGGUGGACCUAAAGAAGUUCAGGAAGAUUGCAGCAGGAGAUCGUCUCCGAGGACAGUACCAAGCUUUAAGCCAAGAUCCGAACAGCCUUUCCAAUCUGGACCAGGAUCUCCCUAACAACAUGAUCCAUCAAGUGGCCAUUAAGUCGUUACCUCAAGACUGGCUGUGGUGUGAAACUUGGUGUGAUGAUGCCUCCAAAGCCAGUGCUAAGACAAUUGACCUGUGUAAUAAUCCAAAGACCAAAGAGCCUAAGCUGAGUGCCGCCGUACGGAUCGUGCCCGAGUGGUCCAGAUACGACAGUGAGAUCAAGCAGCUCCUGAAGCGCGUCAAGGAUCAGAAAGAGAACACAAAGUCAUCUGCCUCAAAGACAGAGCAUACAAGCAGCCAUCGGGAUGAACUUUAGCACCUGUACUAAAGGAGAGAGGGACGUUUGCAACCGAAACCCUCUACAAGUGCACAUAAAUAUCCACAAACCGAACCAGGACGUAUUAAACUGGACCUAAACACUGCAGAAGAGGACGAAAAGAGAAACAUUUUUAACACAUUUCAGUUUUCUAUUUAUGAAUCAUGUUGGCUGGAGUCUAUAUUUUAAAGGUCCAAUAGGUCAUCCUUGCUUACAGAACGUGAAAGGGGAAUCCUUUUGUAACGCAUAUGAAGAAAGCCAGAUCUCCUUUUCCACUGGAGUCAACAUUAUGUGCAGUGAACCAGUAAUAUACAAAAUGAUCAAACUUUGUAUAUUGAACUGUUUCCUUGUGUUACGUGUCUGUUCUGCUGCACAUAUAAUACCGGAAAGCGUUCUGGACUGUGUUUUGGUGCCAUCUUGUGGUCAGUUUAUGAAACAUUGCACUGAUGAGUUUCAUGGGAAAACUGCAUAUGCACAUUCCUUUAUAAUUCCUCAAAUGCCUGAUGUGUUUAUUAUUAUUAUUAUUAUUGUUAUUAUUAUUAAUUCAUUCCACACUAUAAGCUCAUGAUGAGUUUUUCCUCUUACAUUACUGUUAAAUGUUUACACAGAGAAAGGUGAGGCUGAAGGGAAAUUAAAGUUUUUUUUGUAUCAUGUGUAACUUGUUAUUCCUUUAUUGCAGUAAUAAGGAAAUCUAAAAUCAUUACAAUAUGAUUGAACAUAAUUUCAGUAUGAUUAUAUAUAGAUUUUUUUAAGGGUUGUCUGAGCGCUGGGGACAUUUGUAAAAUUUACCCAAAAACAUGCAAAAAGUGUACAAUUUUAUUGGAUUUUAUCCACCACAUGAAUGAUUCUUGUGUUUCCAUUUUUUUAAACUGAAAAAAAAGAAAAAAACAACAACGUGCUGUGUUUGUGACAUUCCCUGAUCGAUCUGAUGUUACAGGCUGAGCUACUUUUGUUUGAAGCCUGCAAUGGAUGGAUGUGGAUUUUCUCAGGAAUAAAUAAAAUGUUUAUUAUUCGUC